Messenger RNA from Leishmania braziliensis MHOM/BR/75/M2904, 5667 nucleotides. RefSeq lists its product as hypothetical. The transcript has a single exon. The record is from RefSeq and is a predicted model, not a curated record. Lineage: Eukaryota; Euglenozoa; Kinetoplastea; Trypanosomatida; Trypanosomatidae. The coding region runs from base 1 to 5667 and encodes 1888 amino acids.
AUGUUUGAGGAGUGCCUACAACUGUGUCUCGAAUUUAUCGGCGCUCAGGCGCCAUGCGUCGGCUGCUCCUCCGCUCAGCUGAGCGAAUUCAUCUGCGAAGACGUCCUCCCGUAUCAAGGCUGGGUCGCUAACGAUACCCUUCGAGACACUAUCGUGCGACUCUUGCUGACCACGCAGGGCAGCGAGUUCGAUGUGUGCGCACUGACGGCGAAGGACGAGAUAGAAACCUCAUGUGCGGAGAGGGUGGACGUGGCUGUCAGCGCCCCGGGCAGCCGCCAAGGGCGAGGCAGACGGAGGGCUAUGCCCGCACCUGCUGUCUCAAACACGAGUCCACAAGGGCGUCGAGUGUCAGCUGAGGAGGCCGUUGUGCUGCUGGACUUGGGCAGAAUUGUGUGGACUGAGAAGGAGAAAUGUGUGAGUUGCGACCAGCGCGGCGCAUCAGGGCAGGAUCGGCCUCAGGCCUUUCCCUCACCCAGGCGGGAUGGUGGCCCCAACACGCUGCUCUUCUUCACCCCGUCGCACGCUCUGCGGGAGCGUGUCAUGGGGUUUUCUAUCACGAAUGAGAAGCUGGAGAUGGUAUCCAGCUUCAUCGCGGAGAACGCUGUGCUUGGCUGGGAUCGAUUGCCCAGCACGCCGGCGUUCAAAGCGCGGUACAAGAACUACCUCGUCGGCAGUGGCCUCAAGUGGCUGAGGCGAAUGCACAAGGUGACGCUCGUUUAUAUGUACCACGAGCCGUCGCGCGGGGUUGUCUAUCGAUUCUUCCCCCACUUUGCGCUGCCACUAACGGAGCGGGAGAAAAAGGGGCAUUUAACGUGGGUGGCAGGGGCGGGGAGCGACGGCCGCGCUCCGUCACCUUCCCGCGAAGACGAGCAGCUGUACGGGGAGUGGGGCCGUGAUAGCGGUGUCUGCGAUGGUAGGGCGCUUAGUGCGACUGCAUCCACAGCGUCCGCGCCGUUGCUGCAGCAGCGCUGCACCUGCCGCAGUCACUACCCCCUCCAUCACUACUAUGCCCGCAAGCGCCGUCAAGAGGCGGCCUUCCCUGGCGUGGCGUUCGAUCUGCAGCUGGUGCGCCAGCUCGUUCAGCAGUCCCCGGAGCGCCGGCUUCUCAUGCAGGAUGCCGUGCACGCCAUCCUUGCCGCCCACGGUCUCUUUCUCACCCGCUGGGAGGACUUCUCGCGGACUGAGCGGAUGCAUCUGCGACGCCUUAUGAGCGUGGCGGGACUCAGCAUCGUGGUCGCCUCCGUUACCCUGCGUGGCCAUCUGCGUGAGCUGCGUAUAGUGAUCCCUUCCGAGGACCUUGUACAGCAGGUGUACGCCGUACCGUUACCUGCAUCUCCGUCAGAGACUUCCUCCACCUCUGUGAGGCCACGAGCACGCGUUCGCGAUGGAGUGGAGGGCGGCGAGGACAAGGCGGAAAAGAUGCAGAGUCUUCAUCUGAACGGUAGUGAUGGGGACAACGACGAUGCGGAGGACGUCCAUGAUGGCGACACCAACUGCAGGGAUGAAGCCGCACUGCGGAGGAAGGUGGUUUCCGCACCUGUGAUCCUUCGGGCAGACCGCGAGCUUGGUCACGGUGGCGCGGCUGAGGAGCUCGACUUUGAUGAUCAUGAGGGGGAUGGCUCCAGGGAUAGCACCAGCGGCGAGGACGACGAUGAGCAGGGUGAUCGGACUCAAAGCCACGCCGCGGCGCCGUUCUCACACCCGUCGACUAGACACCAGCAGAUGGAGGCAGUGGCGGUGCUUCGUGCUGAGCCCAACCAAGCACUAGAACUACAGGCUGCCCACGAAGCGGAGCGACGCCCGCUGUCACUCACCGCCGCCGUGCCGCGUGUUCAGUUUCACAUGCCAUACAAACAACGGAGCAAAGCCCUCGGUGCCUUCCUUGAGAGGUACGCGAAGAUGCGAGGCACGUUGGUAACGCAGUAUCUGUUGCUGCGGCACACCAAAGUGUUCACACUCGUGUACGCGCCACGGCCACCAACGGGGCUGCUCGCGCAAGGCCCGCAUCCUGUGGAGGCCACUGCUGCGACUGUAGUAAAGGGAGAAGAAGUGGACGACUCAUUCCGUGCGAGUGAGGGUGUUGCAGCUGCCACAGCGGCGGACACGGCAGUAGUAGCAGCAGAGGUAGCGCUGCCUCUGCUGCCGCCUCGCACGCUUCACUUCGAAUCCAGUGAUCCACGGCUUCCCAAAGGCCUGUCGGCCUAUUCAGUCAACACGGUGCUGGACGUGCUUCUGCAGGCUGCACCACACUACGCGGCGUCGGUGCCCAGGCUGAUGCAGAGCAUCGACGUCUCCACCCUAAAUCGGCGCGUCCUACCGUUCCUGCGCCACCUCAAAUAUGUCCACACCACCGCCGUCGCCCAGCGUGGGCGGAAGCAUGUGGGGCUGGUGGUGCUGCUGCCCGCGGAGGGAGAGACGCGCCCCAGUACGCUCAGCGAUGCAGCGAAGCAGGCUGUGCUGGACGCUGAGGCUGCUGUCAGUGCUGAGUUCACGAGGAAGAGUGCACGGCAGCCAGUGCUGCCGUCAGCGGCGAGCGGUAAGUCGAUUCCCUCGGACAUGAUGCUGCAGAGCCUCCCGGCUGUGAUGAAAGGCGCCUGUCGCUCCACGCUGGGUGAGCGUCUCGUCGAGGUGCACCCCGCAGCCACGAAGGCGGUGAAUCGCGUCAUGGCAGUGCGCAACGGCUACGCGCGGAGCUUGGUGCAGCGCAUGUCGCGACUUCACCUCGAGCUUUGGCACCAGCACUACCGCUAUCCCCCCGACAGUGCGGCAGGGGGUGCUGGCGGCGUACGUGUGCGGGAAAUGUACACCCGCAUGUCCCUUAGCACGUUUGUCGUCGUCGUGGGUCUUCCUCAGGCCGACCUCGGGCGUGUGCUCGGCCGUGCUGAUGGUGUGUGCGACUGGUCGACACCUCUCCGGGAUCUCCCGCCCAGUGUUUACGGAUGGUGUGUGCAGCGGGGAACGCAGACGCUGUUCGCGUGUCUGCAGGGGCUGUACGACCGUCAGCUCAUCCGCUCACCGCAGUGCGGCUUCAACAGCUUCUCUUCUGAGGCAUGCGACGACGUCGUCUACGCGCUAGAGCCGCAGUGCACCGUGGAUGGCUACACGCAUUACUUCAUGUCUGCCCCGCCCACCGCUGCUGCGUCGCUGUACGCGUGCAUGCGCUACUGGCUUCCGUUCUGGAGCGCGGUAGGGCGGACACCGCACAGGCUCUCGUCGCAACUUCUGGCACUAGAGUCGAAUGCUGCCGUAGUGCAGGUGGUGGCACUCUCCAAGUUUCUGCGACAGGACCCCAGCUUCCUGGCAGCGCAGCUCUACCAAAGCAGUGGGUUGCCGCUAGAGUCGCGGCGUAGCACCAGCCUUGGUGACGUCGCUGCCGACGCGGUGAGACGUGGGGCAGAUCGGCGAGGCGUACCUGGCCGAAGCAGCGUCUCUUCCUCUGCUUCCCUGUUUGCACCCAAACGUCACGGCUGUGGCGAUGACAGCGACAACACCUCCCCAGCGGCGACGACGGCAGCCGGCGGCCAUCACGUUUCGGAACAGCGUCCCCACAAGGCGCCCCGCACAGAGAUCAGUGGCCCCACCGUCGCCGAGGCGCUGGAGUCUGCAUUCCACCACUUCGCACCUCUCAGGCGCGUCAAGGAGGUGGUGCGUCUCGUGCUGCGCGGUCGCAGCGUGCACCUCUCUCACCAUCCGCUUUUCUGUGUACCAGCAACGCUGCCAGCAGUGCGAGUUCUGCGGCACGGAGGUGUGAAGGCCAGCGACUCGCUUCUUCACCCCUCCAGUGGUGGUGGUUGCAGAGGAACGGGGACGCCUACGGAAUUCAAUAUGACGAACUCUGGACAGGGCGGCGGUGCGUACAAUCGACUAGUGAGCACGUCGACGACGCACAUGGCAGUGCUGGCAGAGACGCUGUGCGCCGUGCGGGGCUCGAACGCCGCUCAUAGAGCGUGCCAGCUGCGGCACUCCUCGUCUACGGAGGAGCUUUGUGAAGAGGUGGAGAGUGUUUACGCGCCACAGGCGGCGGCUUCUACCGCUGCUGUUGCCACCGCCGAUUUCGCACUCGCGCAUUCUUGCGCCGCCUCGGCGCCUCUGUCGCUACCUCAACUCUCGUUGCUCCCGUCUCCGCAAGCGACGGAGAUGCGCUUGUCUCCUCCUUCGACGCAGCAGUCACAGCUGCGAUUGAUGGAGGCCGGCUUCGAGGUGGCCGCCGACAUCCUGCGCAUGAUUGUCUUCUGUGACCAGGCCCACUACCGCGCCAGUGUCGCGCGGUCACUCUUGACGGCGUUUAACACGCCCUGGCUGGUGUCGCGUGCGCGCGCAUUUUUGCAGCGACUGCCAGUAUUUCGCCGAGCACGGCAGCAGAACGUCCGCGUGCCGCAGUUGUCGUUGGCGCAUAGCCCGUACAUUCUGCCACUCAACGCACUGCGCACUGCACCACACCCGUGCGCAAAUAUGGCGGUGCUGCACCAGUGGGUGCAGGAGGCGGAUACUCUGAGCGGUGCAGUGACUGGAGGCCGCGAGAGCCCUACAAUGCUGUGGGCCCACGGGGAGAUGAACUCGCUCCUCGCAUCGGGUGCGCAGGAGCCCUUGCAGUCCACCCAGCCGCCGCCGCUGGAGCUCCUUCAUCAGCCUUCAAUGGACCAAGCGUACAUGUCGAUGGCAAUGAAUGCAGUGCGAGAGAGGAUGACGCGACUUCCCUUGCCGCAGUUGGCGUGGCCGGCAGAUGCUGUCGCGUGCGAAGGGCUCCGGCGGCGGCGCCCUGACAGCGCAGAGGGAGCCGAGGCCAAUGUGACUGGUGUGGUAGUCGGGACCGUCGCGGCACGGCGUGCUCGUCCGCAUCGCAAGCGGCGGCGCUCUUCCGCUGCGAGGGGCAGCAAAGAGGCAUCAAACGGUGAGGAGGAUACGGACAAUAGCAACGACAGCAGCGACGACGGGGACAGCGUUGCUGUGGCCCGCGCAGAGGUCGAAGCGGCUCGUCAGCUGUACCCAGCCCGUACAAUUCGCAACUAUGGAGACCCGCCGUACCUACAGAAUAUUCCCAUCGACGGCCCUCCAACCGCGGCGGAGCAGCGCGCUGUUGAGGCGUGCUACGAGGCGCUCCGCAGCGGUGCAUUCGCACCAUUUUCGCCUCUCAGCCCGCUCCACAACGGCAGCCACACACCUGAGGGGUGUAGUCUGAUCCCGUACCCUAGCAUCUUCCAUCAUGUGGACGGGAGUUGGCACUCGUACAUGUGGCAUCUCGUGGUGCACACUGUCUACCGCUACAUCUUGUGUGUGCCAGGGAUUCGCCACGCCGAUCUGGAGGGCCGGCUGAUGGCGAGCGGUGUGGUGAGCCAGCGAGCACUGUGGGCGGUUCUGCGGUUUUUGAUGGACCGUCGGCUUCUGCUGUGCCACGAGGAAGAACUCGCGCAGCCCCUCUGCACCCCAGGCGGUGGUGCACUCGGCGACCCGCCGCGGCUGCGCAGCCCAUUCCAGCUGCGCAAGCCCUCCAGGCCUGACGCCGCGCCGUCGCUGCCGUCGUCCCUGUCGGCACCUAUUGGCGAGCUCCAGUUUACAAACCGGCAGAGGGGCGGCGCUCCAGGCAAUUGCUGCUAUCAUCCUACAAUACCGUUAGAGGGGCUGCGCCUCGUCAUGUCUCCGCGUCUGCUCAAUCCGCUGCUUCCAUGA